This is a messenger RNA of Gilbertella persicaria, 1725 nucleotides long. RefSeq lists its product as uncharacterized. Lineage: Eukaryota; Fungi; Mucoromycota; Mucoromycetes; Mucorales; Choanephoraceae. Gene Ontology annotation, biological process: L-glutamate catabolic process. Gene Ontology annotation, cellular component: mitochondrion. Gene Ontology annotation, molecular function: L-glutamate dehydrogenase (NAD+) activity. The record is from RefSeq and is a predicted model, not a curated record. The transcript is spliced from 8 exons. The coding region runs from base 104 to 1645 and encodes 513 amino acids.
GUUUUAAAAUAGAUAUUCCGACAUAAACAGCAUCAUGAUAUAAAUACUUGACUUUUUUUAGUUUCUUUCUUUCCUUUUUUCAUCUUUAUUCAACUUGUUAACAAUGGCAUUUCUCUUGAGACGUUUACCAUCUACCACCCGCCCUUUGACUUCGGUUCCUUUUAAUCGUGUUGUCCUUCCAUCUGUUGCUAGAUAUAUGACUACAGCUGCUACUCAAGCUGCUUGUCAUCCAGAUGAACCUUCUUUCUUACAAUCCGUUGAGAAAUACUACGAUCACGCUGCUAACUUGAGUGAAGUUCAACCUCACACACUUGCUCACCUUCGUGCUGUUGACAGCGUUCUUCGCGUUACCUUUCCUAUCGAGGUAGAAAGCGGAAAAUAUGAAGUGAUUGAAGGCUACCGUGCUCAACACUCUCGUCAUCGCUUGCCUGUUAAGGGUGGUAUUCGUUUCUCUGAAGAAGUGGAUUUGCAAGAAGUUGAAGCAUUGGCUUCCCUUAUGACUUACAAAUGUGCUGUCGUUGAUGUUCCUUUCGGUGGCGCUAAGGGUGGUAUCAAAAUUGAUCCCAAGAAGUAUACUGCAGAGCAGUUGGAAAGAAUUACUCGUCGCUAUACUAUGGAAUUAUGCCAAAAGAAAUUUAUUGGUCCUGGUCUCGAUGUUCCUGCCCCUGAUGUAGGCACUGGUCCUCGUGAAAUGGCUUGGAUUAUGGACACCUAUGCUCAAUUCAAUGUAGGCGAUGUUAACGCUGCUGGUUGUGUUACUGGUAAACCUUUGUCUAUGGGUGGUGUUCGCGGUCGUACAGAAGCUACAGGUUUAGGUGUUGUGUAUGCCGUUCGUGAAUUCAUCAGUUACCCAGAAGUCCAAAAAAAGACUGGUGUUAGUGGUAACAUGGCUGACAAUACAGUUAUUAUCCAAGGUUUUGGUAACGUUGGCUACCAUGCUGCCAAGUUCUUUGAAGAAAAUGGUGCCAAGAUUGUUGGUGUUGGUGAAAGAGAUUGUUCCAUCUAUGAUCCCAAUGGACUAAACGUUGAAGAACUAUUCAAAUACCAUCGUGCCAACCAAACAUUCCGUGGUUAUUCCAGCAUUGCUCAAAUUUUUGAUGAGCCAACAAAGAUUUUGGAAGCUGAAUGUGAUAUUCUCAUCCCUGCUGCUCUUGAACGUCAAAUCGGGUUGCGCAAUGUUAGAAACAUUAAGGCAAAGGUUAUUGGUGAAGGUGCUAAUGGACCUGUCACUCCUGCUGCUCAUGAAAUUCUUGAAAAGUCAGGCAAGGUUGUUCUUCCUGAUUUGCUUUUGAACGCUGGUGGUGUUACUGUUUCUUACUUUGAAUGGCUCAAGAACUUAUCUCAUGUUAGAUUUGGUCGCAUGAAUAAGAAGUGGGAUGAACGUGCUCGUUCUAAAGUUGUUGCCCUUGUUGAGGAAAAUGCCGGCCGCGCUUUGACUGAGGCUGAACGUAAGGCCAUUGUGCAUGGUGCUGAAGAAGCUGAUUUGGUUUACUCUGGUCUUGAGGAUACUAUGAUUCAAGCUUGUCAAGAAACUAGACAAACGGCUGAAAUCAAGAAUGUUGAUUUCAGAACCGCUGCAUAUAUCAAUGCCAUUCAAAAGAUUGCUACUGUCUAUGAAGGUUCUGGUAUGCUCUUCAUGCAUUAAACAUUUAGAUUAUUUAUUCUUCUCUUAUUUUUGUAUUAUCCAUUCUUUCAUAUUAAUAUAUCACGUCUUUUUUACUCUAA